Molecule: messenger RNA, 393 nt
Organism: Cryphonectria parasitica EP155
Lineage: Eukaryota; Fungi; Ascomycota; Sordariomycetes; Diaporthales; Cryphonectriaceae
Exons: 3
Coding region: 1-393 (130 amino acids)
Source: RefSeq, a predicted model, not a curated record
AUGAAUAUCGCUACGAUCAAAAUCAUCUUCGCCGAGAAGGCCGUCGAUCAGGGCAAUACCCACCCCGCGUACAAGGACAAUGAAAUCAUUACCCGGCUGCUUAGCAUGCCUGCCAGAGAUGUGCACGUCUACAUCGGUGCAGACACCGAUAUCAAGGACCAUGUAAAGAUCUUCCUGAAUGAUGAGUGUGCACUGCGUGGCCUCCUGAUACAGAGCCGAGGCGUGACGGUGCAGAAGUGCAAGAAUUGUCGAGAGGAGUGGCAUGAGCGGGGCAUGCUGUAUGGAUGCUUCAUAGUGCCUGGGAAGGAGGAGCUAGGUUGUGGGGCUUGCAACUUCUUCGAGAAUGUAGGCAUCGUGGAGGAGAAGAACUGUGAUGGUAGAAUCGGUCGGUAG